AUGGUCGAGGAACUCGACACAAACAAGAUCAAAGACUGGCGUUCAAUCACUACGCUUGUUGUUUUUGUCCUCGCCAAUGUUGUCGUCAUCUUUCCCUUCCAUAUACCCCUCUAUCUUCCUCGAUGCCUUCUCAAUACUGCUUUAGACACUCUCAGUACCUGGAGAGUGAUCAAUGAGCGUCAACGUGAUCAGGAUGCUGGCCGUUUCGUUCGCAUAUACUUUCCCUUCAAUUUUGUGACAGCACCUUUGAUUGCCGACCUAUUGCUCCUGGCGGUUUCGGCGAUUGGGCGCAAGGAGGUGUACGAGGGGACUAUCAAAGCCGACAACAUAUCUCCUAUCGAUAUUAUGGUCUUCUUUCUCAGUCUUGCAUACAUCGCUAUCUCCAUCGAUGCCUCUGGCUGUAUUCGCUAUUUGGCAUUUAAAGUACUACAAAAAGGUGGUAAGGUUGGGCAUAGACUUUAUUUCUAUCUCUAUGCAUUCUUCUUUGUUCUUGGAAGCUUCAUCGGAAAUGAUCCGAUUGUUUUGUCCGGCACUACCUUUCUUGCUUACAUGAUCCGUGUGUCCAGCAAUAUUUUGCAUCCUCAAGCGUGGAUAUACGCCCAGUUUGCGGUCGCCAACAUCGCUUCCGCAAUCCUGGUCACCUCCAAUCCCACGAAUCUCGUGCUCACGAGCGCCUUUGAAAUCAGAUUUAUCGAUUACACGGCGAACAUGAUUGUCCCAGUUGUAAUUACUGCCAUCGUUCUGUUCCCCUUUUUGCUAUACAUUAUCUUCGCAGACGAAUCGUUGGUCCCACUAUCAAUCGAAAUGCACGAGCUGCCGGAGGAAGCGAAGAACAAAAGCCCAGUGAACCCUAACAUCCCUAAAAGGGGAGGCAUCGAUAAAGUGCAGGGGAACGAGGCAGCAAGCAGCGAGGACGGCAAGCUGUUAUCGCUCGAGGAAAUCCUGAACCCUUUUCUCGAUAAACGUGGAGCAGCUUUUGGUAUAGUCAUCAUGGCUGCGACGCUCAUCACUGUUUUGACGCUUGAUGCAGCAAACCAGGGUCACGCGCAACCUGUUUUCUGGGUGACCUUGCCAGCUGCAUUUGUCCUAUUCUGCUGGGAUAUAGCAAAUGGAUGGCUUCAUCGCCAUGAGACACACGAGAUUGCACGCAGGCGCCAAGAAGAGGUGGAGCGCAUGCGCGCUGACCGGGUUGUGGGGGGUAGCGAAUUAGCGGAAGACAGACGGAAGCCCCAGUUGACCGGGGCGCAUGUUACUCCAUCAUCUGGCAUUCUCGACCGAAGAAACCGUGGGACCCCAAGCGCGCCAUCUACCAUCUCGAUGAAUAACCAGCUACCUCACCAACAGUCGCUCCCGAGUAACGUGAGCACUCUCGACGAGGAGCAGGAAUCAGUUCGCUCGAACCUGAGUCCCCUACCAUUGAACCCGGGUGGCCCUAGGGGCGCACAGGCGAGUGGAAGACUGCGACCAUGGUCAGAACAGCAGGAUCUCCCUGGUGAACAGGAACCGGAGAAAGCCACACUUCAAUCACUAGCCAUGAACGGCUAUCAAUGGCUUCAGAUGACUUUUCCUACAGCAACGGCUGUAGCAUCGCGUAUGCCCUUUACGCUUGUUCCUUUUUCCUUUGCCAUGUUCGUCCUCGUGCAAGCUCUGGUCGCGAAAGGGUGGGUUGAGGUCUUCGCGUAUGGCUGGAACCAUUGGGUAACCCGUACCGGGACGGUGGGGGCGAUUGGAGGAAUGGGAUUUCUAUCCGUUAUACUCUGCAAUUUCGCUGGUACAAAUAUAGGUACUGCCAUCCUUCUUUCCCGCAUGGUGCAGACGUGGCAGGCUAUCCAUCUCGCCAAUGGUACACCUAUCAGCGACCGCACAUUCUGGGCUACCGUCUAUAGCAUGGCGCUUGGGGUCAACUACGGAGCGUUCAGCUGCGCGUUGAGCGCCUCACUGGCAGGACUAUUAUGGCGCAACGUCCUUGCACAAAAGCAUAUCAAGAUCCGGGAUCUAGAAUUUGCUAAGUGA
This is a messenger RNA of Aspergillus thermomutatus, 2013 nucleotides long. RefSeq lists its product as uncharacterized. Gene Ontology annotation, biological process: transmembrane transport. Lineage: Eukaryota; Fungi; Ascomycota; Eurotiomycetes; Eurotiales; Aspergillaceae. The transcript has 4 exons. The record is from RefSeq and is a predicted model, not a curated record. The coding region runs from base 1 to 2013 and encodes 670 amino acids. Gene Ontology annotation, cellular component: membrane.